AUGAAGUCCCCAAUUUACAUCUUGACAGCUCUCCUCCCCAUUGCUGUGCAAGUCGCAGUGGCAGCCCCAUCUGCAGAGCCAGCCGAUGACCUCGAGGAGAGAGGCAAUGGCGGUGGCCAUGGUGGCCACGGCGGAGAUCGUGGCCAUGACCGUGAACAUGACCGUGACUAUUGCGUUGUGAAGAAGCCAUACUCGUACCACAAGUAUCCCUGUAUGUCGAGUGGUAUUGUUGGUGAGUCCAAGGUUGGCGACAAGUUCCAGCCUGUGUGCAAAUACCAGGACUGGUACCAGAACUCCAAGGGAUGGUGGGUUCAGGAGGGUUACAAGCCUUAUCGUUGCGAGGUCAACCCUCCUCAGUGCUCCUAG
This is a messenger RNA of Penicillium antarcticum, 366 nucleotides long. RefSeq lists its product as uncharacterized. Bases 1 to 366 code for a protein of 121 amino acids. The transcript is spliced from 3 exons. The record is from RefSeq and is a predicted model, not a curated record. NCBI's taxonomy places the organism in Eukaryota, Fungi, Ascomycota, Eurotiomycetes, Eurotiales, Aspergillaceae.